UGUCCUCGUGAGUAAAAAAGAUGUGAAACUUGACAAGAUGACUUCGAAGUGAUGGAUUUUAAUGGCAAGCCAAUUAUCUUCUGCGAAUAUGAAGAUGAUUUCACCUUAGGAGAUGCUUAUGGUGAAGGCCAUCAGCUGGUCCUAGGAAAUGAUGGGAUUUUUCUUCUGUCCUUUUUCAUUGCUUUCGUAUUUAACUGGAUUGGAUUCUUUUUAUCCUUCUGCUCAACCAAUACCAUUGCAGGGAGAUAUGGUGCCAUUUCUGGGUUUGGAUUGUCCCUUACGAAGUGGAUUCUCAUUGUUAGGUUCUCUGAUUAUUUUUUCGGUUAUUUUGAGGGGAAUCUAUGGCUCUGGUGGAUUUUUCUGGCUGUCGGUAUUUUGCUUUUCACAAGUGGUUUAAUCAAUUAUGCAAAAGCUCGGAAAGUAGCUUCAAGGAUCGCCAGUUUGAAAAAGUCCAGGUUCCUUUUCAUCUACUGAUGAUAUAUGCUGACCUACUUCCUUUCACGUUGCCAAGCUUCACUCUUUGGUGAAAAGAACAACUGCAAGAAUCACAGAUUUCAGAUGAUGAAUUAAUAAGUUGCAAAGUUAUUUCGAUUUGAUGGACGUGGCCUUCCAAGCCACUUGAAAAACUUCUGUUGGGUACAAUGUGCUUUCUAAUUGUGCUCCUUUUCAAUGUUUUGACA
Molecule: messenger RNA, 680 nt
Organism: Amblyraja radiata (thorny skate)
Lineage: Eukaryota; Metazoa; Chordata; Chondrichthyes; Rajiformes; Rajidae
Product: NEDD4 family-interacting protein 1-like
Exons: 6
Coding region: 52-474 (140 amino acids)
Biological process (GO): vacuolar transport; metal ion transport; positive regulation of protein ubiquitination
Cellular component (GO): Golgi apparatus; endoplasmic reticulum; perinuclear region of cytoplasm
Molecular function (GO): WW domain binding
Source: RefSeq, a predicted model, not a curated record